Venustampulla echinocandica is the source of this 1524-nucleotide messenger RNA. RefSeq lists its product as uncharacterized. Gene Ontology annotation, biological process: regulation of mRNA stability. The record is from RefSeq and is a predicted model, not a curated record. Lineage: Eukaryota; Fungi; Ascomycota; Leotiomycetes; Helotiales; Pleuroascaceae. Gene Ontology annotation, cellular component: cytoplasm; nucleus. The transcript has 2 exons. The coding region runs from base 1 to 1524 and encodes 507 amino acids. Gene Ontology annotation, molecular function: poly(A) binding.
AUGUCUGUCGAGGUUGUACUAGAGUCGCCGCUGGCUCAUUCCCUGAAUGCCGCGAUCCAACCGAAGCUGGUGGAGGUGGGAUGGAGCACAGGUGGCGCUGAUGACUCUGCGCUUUCCGAGUACAUCAUUCUCAUGCUGGUGAACGGCAAGACACAAGACCAGAUCGCCGCCGAACUAUCAGGCGAUCUCCUCAAUCUCGGCCCAGAUGACCCAGGAGCGAGGGAUUUUUCAAGGUGGCUGUUCGAGCAGGUUGAGGUGCUGAACUCACAGUUGAGUGGCGGAAAUGGAGGGUUCCCGUCCGGCUCCGGUAUAGAACAGGCUGAGGCCACGAAUGAAGGACAGGAUGCAGAUAUGGGCGACGCUUCUGAUGCUGGACAGCCGAAUGUACCUACGGGCCCAAAGUCAAUGAGAGAAAACGCGAAUCGGGGAAGAGAUAAGCGUAUGCUUGGGCAUCUUGCAAAAUCAAUGGAUAGAACGAAUGAUUCCGUUCUCCACCGGAUACGAGGUCACGGAGGUACUGAGCGUGUCAAUUCCCAUUCUCGAGUUCCUCCAACGGGACCACGACAAUCGAUGCAAAACAGAGGAGGCGCGCGGAUGUCGAAUGGUGGGCGAAUUAAUCCGAUGUCUGGCGCGCCAAUGCAAAGCUCCGCUGCCAUGAACGUCAUGAAUAUGCCCCCACAAGCCCAGAUGCAAAUGCUUGCAAACUUAGAACAACAGAUGAAAGGAAUGGCUCAAAUGAUGGGAUUGGCGGGAAACGUGGGAAAUGGGAUGGGGAACGGCUUUGCUCAACAACAGCAGCCAGGGAAAUCGCUAUUCGACCGAGUUCAGCCAAAUCCUCACCGGGGUCAACAUAACGGCUUCCGAAAAGGCUCUCAAGCCUCAAGGCCAGGCGACCAGCAACACGCCCACUCUCAAAAUGAGAUGCCAUCUUCCUCCAUGGAUGUUGAGAUGUCACAAGAAAAGAGAGAGCCUCCCUCGCCAGAAACGCCUUGCAAAUACAAUCUUUCAUGCACAAAUAAGGACUGCAAGUUUGCUCACCAAUCUCCGGCAGCUCCUCCGGGCACGACCAUCGAUUCCAGCGACAUUUGUUCUUUUGGGGCAGCUUGCAAAAAUAGGAAAUGUGUUGGCCGGCAUCCGUCCCCUGCUCAAAAGGUUGCUCACCAGACAGAGGUGGAGUGCAGAUUUUUUCCCAACUGCACAAAUCCACGGUGCCCAUUCAGACAUCCAACAAUGCCCUUGUGUCGCAAUGGUGCUGAUUGCACGACUCCCAACUGCAAGUUUACCCACGCCAAGGUGAUGUGCAAGUUCAAUCCGUGUUUGAACGCUGCAUGUCCAUACAAACAUGUCGAGGGCCAGAAACGAGGGAAGUUUGAAGACAAGGUCUGGGUAGCAGACGAGUCAAAGGAGCACGUUAGUGAGAGGAAAUUUGUGGACGAGAAUGCGGAGGAGGAGCUCAUCAAACCGGGCGAUGAAGACGCAGCAAUGAAGCAAAAAUCGACCGCUCAUGCUGAGCUAGUUACAUAA